Molecule: messenger RNA, 5172 nt
Organism: Lagenorhynchus albirostris (white-beaked dolphin)
Lineage: Eukaryota; Metazoa; Chordata; Mammalia; Artiodactyla; Delphinidae
Gene: GAS2L3
Product: growth arrest specific 2 like 3
Exons: 9
Coding region: 68-2158 (696 amino acids)
Biological process (GO): actin crosslink formation
Cellular component (GO): actin filament
Molecular function (GO): actin filament binding; cytoskeletal adaptor activity; microtubule binding
Source: RefSeq, a predicted model, not a curated record
GCGAAAUGUCGCCCCACAGGGAGCAGUGACCCUCCUGCGCCUGGGCGGCAGUAUCGUUUGAGCAUAGAUGACCAUGCUGCCUGCAAUUCAAGUGUGGUUUGGAGAAGACCUGCCCCUAAGUCCACGGAGUCCUCUGACCCCCAGACAUGGGCCAGGUUUGGCUGACGUUUGUCAGUAUGAUGAGUGGAUAGCUGUGAGGCACGAAGCUACCCUGUUGCCCAUGCAGGAAGAUCUGUCGAUCUGGCUCUCUGGUUUAUUAGGUAUUGAAGUUAAGGCAGAAAGGUUAUUGGAAGAACUUGAUAAUGGAGUACUGUUAUGCCAACUGAUUGAUGUUCUUCAAAACACGGUGAAAACAUGCAACUCUGAAGAACCAGUGAAUUUUCCAAUGAGAAAAGUGCCCUGUAAGAAAGAUGCUGCAUCAGGUUCGUUCUUUGCUAGAGACAAUACUGCGAACUUCCUUCACUGGUGCCGGCACAUCGGGGUUGAUGAGACUUACCUCUUUGAAUCUGAAGGUUUAGUUUUGCACAAAGAUCCGAGACAGGUGUAUCUUUGUCUUCUUGAAAUUGGUCGAAUUGUGUCAAGCUAUGGGGUUGAGCCACCAGUAUUAGUAAAAUUUGAGAAAGAAAUUGAGCUAGAAGAGACCUUACUUAAUACUUCUGGGGCCGAAGAUUCCAUCAGCAUUCCAAAAUCAUGCUGUCAGCAUGAAGAGCUGCACGAAGCUGUUAAACACAUUGCUGAAGACCCUCCUUGUAGUUGUUCUCAUCGAUUUUCUAUUGAGUACUUAUCUGAAGGACGGUAUCGACUAGGAGAUAAAAUACUUUUUAUAAGAAUGCUUCACGGAAAACAUGUCAUGGUCCGUGUCGGUGGAGGCUGGGAUACUCUUCAAGGAUUUUUGCUUAAAUAUGACCCCUGUCGAAUAUUACAGUUUGCUACACUAGAACAGAAAAUUCUAGCAUUUCAAAAAGGAGUUUCUAAUGAAAGUGUGCCUGAUUCGUCCGCCAGAGCACCUCAGCCUCCUGAAAUGAAUCCUUUGUCAGCAGUUAGCAUGUUUCAGAAACAAAAUUCAAAACCUGGCACACCAGUUGGUAUUCCAAGGAGCAGAGAGAAGCAGGUACGUCUGCCAGGUGUGUCGCCACCAGCAUCUUCCCUGAAAGGAGGCAAUCUGGCCUGUGGGUCAGUCCGUUCUAAAUUUCCAAAUUCUCCAGCAGUGUCCUCUCAUCUCAAACUCAGAUCUUCAAAGGACGUAACAAAGAAAGCGCAGCCUCCUUCAAACGAUGCAUCAUCUGCAUCUGCUUCUUUAAAUCCAGUAGGUAAAAGCACUUUUUCACCAGCUUUAUUAAGAACUGCACCUUGUGUAUCUGAGUCGCUGAGAAAAUGUAUCUCAUCCCCCAGUACUCCUAAGGCCAAGCUUAUUCCAGCCCAGAAGUCAAGAGAUGUGCCUGAAUCCACACUUUUGCCAAAUAAGUGUUCUGGAAAAAUUGAACCAAAGCAUUUGAAACACCACCAUGUGUCUUCCAGGGAUUAUGCAGUCUCUCACUCAGCUGCACGUUUAAAUUCAUCAUCAAAGUGUCCAAAGCCACCUAAGGCAAAUCUGCACGUAAGGCCUAACCCUUCUCCUUCUUUCCAGUCUCCUGCAAAAGUGACAACAUCCAGUUCCAAAACGAUAACCACGGGUCUGAGAACACAGUCUCAGCCACGUGUUGGAGCUCCGCAAGCGGGGGCAAUGCCAGCACAGAAACUUAAGUCAGCCUUGAAUUUAAACCAGCCACUUUCUGUAUCCUCAGUUGCUCCUGCAAAAGCUGCAGAGAAGUCGAAAGAUAAUAUGGUUUCAGUUGCCAAAAAGCAGCCCCAGAGUAAAAUCACAUCCCAGAAGACAGGACCCAGCUCCUCCAGGUCCCCGGGCCGUACCCCGCUGUCCAUUGUGAGUCUUCCCCAGUCUUCUGCCAAAGCACAACCUGAACCAAAGUCAGCACAGACUGCCACCAAGAGCCAGUGCUUAGCCAAAGGGCUUCCCAAAAGUGGCAAAGCCCCGGCUGCAACCAGGAAGCCACCCUCAUCUGGCAAGGAGGCAGUUAGUGGAGAUAAAAAACCUGCAAAGAAGAAGGAAGACAAUGAUCAUUAUUUUGUUAUGACUGGAAGUAAGAAACCUAGAAAAUAAACAUAAUGUGUCAUUCUAAGAGAAGAGAGGAAAGAAAGUGAGUGUGUUAGCUGCACACCUUAAAAGUUUCUUCUAUUUGUGUUUAUCCAAAUAGGUUCAGACAUUAAGUACAAUAAGAUGGGGGUAGAGGUUGGGGCGAGGAGGGGCUCAUCAGAAUUCACACACCUGAAUUCAGCAGAAGGUACCCUUUUAAGGUGAACAGUGGUAAAAUCACCGGGAGAGUCUUAUUAGUUAUAGACAUUUAUAUGAUUUUCAGUCCAUGACAUCUUCGUUAAUGUCUGCCCAUUAAUGGAAAUGUAAAGUCAAAUAACACUACUAGGUUUAUAACUGUAGUUGCUGUAUUUUGAAUAUGUGUUAAAUGUGGAGGUUAUUACCUGCUAAUAGAAACGGAGGUGCUCUUAAUAUAAGUUACUGCAUUUUAGUUUAAAAGCAACGGUUUGGCACUUGUCUUACAAAAGACAUCUUAUUUUGUUUCCUGUUCAGGAUUGCCUGAUGGAACAAUACUAAGUACCAGUAGCUGCUGCUGAUUAGCUUACUGUUACUCUGGGUUUGGUAGAAUUGCUAUUAUUUAAAAUUUUUUUAAGCUUUCCAAAUCAGAAGGAACUGAUUUUUUUAACUGACUUCUAUUAACCUUGGUAAUAUUUUGUUACCAGUAUUUUUGGUAAAAAAAAUAAAAUUAAGGUAUUGAAAUAUAAAUUGAAACUUGGAAAAAAUUUUUUUCACAUAUUAUUUAUAAGAACUUAUACCUUAUAUUUUAGAUGGACAUUGUGCAAUGUGAAAGGGGAAAUGAUUUAGUAGCUUUUAGCAUAUUAGAAAUAUUUUUUAAUAGUGUAAUUUUCUGUGAGUGCAGAUAUCAAUUUUUACAUUAAAAUAAUGUUUAACAUCAGAAUUAUGUUUUAACAAUCUUAAAAUUAAGGUGAUAUUAAAGAAUAUUAAAGUGGUGCUACAUAAAAAUUCUGUCAUGUGAUUACUAUUUUUCUUUAGCGCAAUAAUACAAGUUUUAAUUAGAGGUUUCCAAUUAUGUUAAUUUUCUUCAAUAAAGUCAUGCUGCCUUCAGUUUUCCAAUGGCAAAUGGACAGUAUGUAUGCAGCGUUUUCUAUUCUGUAGGCAGAUUCUCCAAGGAACUUACCCAGAUCAUGUAGUUGCUAUAUAGACUGUCGAUCUGGGAUGAUAUUUGUAAAUAAUAUGUUUUUUAAUAGAUUGUGACUAUUUAAAAAAUUGUUAAUGUACUUUCAGAAGUUUUAGGGGUGUGUUUAAUAACUUUACAGUAUUAUCAGCUAUCACAGGUUAUUUUCAGUAUUGAGGUCUGUGUUUCCCUAUUUUAAACUAAAAUGUGUCUUCUAAAGAAAAAUAACGGUUCACACAAAUGUGCAAUCGUAGAAUAAGCAUCUUAAGCUGACUACUGAUGUUUGUAGAUUUUAAAGCAAGAAACUUUUGUAUAAAAGUGAGCUAUCUUUUGUCUGAGAAAUACAGUUAAAAUCAAAGCUGCGUGCAGGCUAGUUUUUGAAAUAAUUGAUGCUUCUCUUCUUAAAAGAGACAGUCACCAAAUAUUUAGUUGAGUUCCACUGUUGAUCUGGGCAUUGAGGGAGAUAAUAUUUACAUCUUUGGAAAGUGAAGUCAGUGUUCAAGAAGUACCAGAAGGGGCUUCCCUGGUGGCGCAGUGGUUGAGAGUCCUCCUGCCAAUGCAGGGGACACGGGUUCGGGCCCUGGUCUGGGAAGAUCCCACAUGCCGCGGAGCAACUAGGCCCAUGAGCCACAACUACUGAGCCUGUGUGUCUGGAGCUUGUGCUCCGCAACAGGAGAAGCCGCGACAGUGAGAGGCCCGCGCACCACAAUGAGGAGUGGCCCCUGCUUGCCACAACUAGAGAAAGCCCACGCACAGAAACGAAGACCCAACACAGCCAAAAUUUAAUUAAUUAAUUAAUUUAAAAAAAAAGAAAGCAAAACCAAGUAAAAUUCAUUAAAAAAAACCAAAAACCAAGAAGUACCAGAAGCUUUACAGUUUUAGUGAUGAGAAAUAUUUAAUGCAUCUUUCAAAGAGGAAGAAUUUUACCUUUAAGAAGGAGUUUAUUCCUUUGUAAGACCAAACAAUUCUGUAUCAGUAACUUCUGGAAUAAAAGUAUCAUCUGGCAGUUCCAAGAACUGGUUUUAUUUUUUUGAAAAAUUGUAAGUUAAUUCAUAAAUAGCCCUAUCUUCAUCAGGCUACUGAUGGUAGGAAGUUCCAACUCCUAUAGUUCUGUUAUAAUUUCACACUUGGUACAGUGAGAAUAUUCUUGAAAUACACAUUUUAUCCAGUAUUCAUGAUCAGGGAAUUUCUCCAAUUAUAUUCACAUUGGAUGAAUUUUUAUUUAUAUAUAGCUUACUCUUCCAAAAUAAAUUUCUUUUUUAAAGUAAGCAGUGGCUGAAAGAUACUUUCUUCAAAUAUAUUUUGAAAUGCCCUUAAAGACCUAGUGUUUCUAAUUGUUUUCACAAUUUUAAAAGUACAUUGUUGAAGUUAGAAAGAAAUCAUUUCUUCUUAAUAAUAGUGCAAGAUUUUAAAAGUUUCUUUUUGUUUAAUAUUUAGUAAAAUGAAUAUCAAGCUUAAAUUACUGAUGUACCUGGAAGAAGAAAUAAUGUGUACUUUAAAAAAGAAUGAAAUAUUUAAAUUUUUCGUUUCUAUAAUUUAACGUGACUAACAUAUCAAAUAAAUCUUCAGAGGAAAAUGAAAUGCUGAUUAUUUUUGCAUUGUUUGAGCUUACACUAGGUGUUUAAGGCUUAUAUCUUUAAAAUGCUUUGAUAAAUUAGAUGAUCUCUAACUUUCCUCUCCACACUGAGUUAACAAUUCUUAAUGGAUAAGGGAAAUUUUUUGAGAAAAGAAAUUACUGUUCCUUCUGCAAUAUAUAUCUGAUACAAAAAUCUGUUACUUCUUUAAAAGGCUUUGUUACAAGUUGUCAUGAUACAGUCAUAUCCAGGUUUACGUACUGACUCCAUUUGAAUCCAAAUUUGUGUAUAUUUUCUUGUGCCAGCAGUGUUUG